This is a messenger RNA of Conger conger (European conger), 1044 nucleotides long. RefSeq names its product PI-PLC X domain-containing protein 2-like. The coding region runs from base 1 to 1044 and encodes 347 amino acids. Gene Ontology annotation, biological process: lipid metabolic process. Gene Ontology annotation, molecular function: phosphoric diester hydrolase activity. NCBI's taxonomy places the organism in Eukaryota, Metazoa, Chordata, Actinopteri, Anguilliformes, Congridae. The transcript is spliced from 4 exons. The record is from RefSeq and is a predicted model, not a curated record.
AUGUGGGAACGGCUCCAGGCGUUUCGGAUCUUGGACUACUUUUGGGCCGAAGGCAGAGACCCGAGGACCGGAAAUAAGGUCGGCGUUGAAGGCAGCAGGAGCUCCAACGCGGACUGGAUGGGCUCACUCAGUCCCGCACUCACCUCCAUGCCCAUGAGGUAUCUGGCGGUGCCAGGGUCUCACGACUCCUUCAGCUUCUGGGUGGAUGAGAAGGCUCCGGUGGGUCCAGACCAGAAGCCCAUGGUGAAGCACCUCGCCAGCGCCUUCCGCCUGGUGGCCAAGAAAGUGAUGAAGAAGUGGUCCAUGACCCAGAACCUUACGUUCAGCGAACAGCUGGAGGGGGGCAUCCGCUAUUUUGACCUGCGCGUGUCCUCGAAGCCGGGUGAGCCGGGUCACGAGAUUUUCUUCAUCCACGGACUCUUUGGCCACAAGGUGCGCGACGGCCUCCAUGAAAUCAACACCUUCCUCAACAGCCAUCCCAAAGAGGUGAUCUUCUUGGACUUUAACCACCAUUAUGCCAUGAACAAGGAGCACCACAGGUACCUGAUUGCCAUGCUGCAGCAUGUGUUUGGACACAAGCUCUGCAACUCGAAUGUGACAGAGGACAUUACGCUGGACUACCUGUGGGAGAAUAAGCACCAGGUCAUAGUGUUCUAUCACCACCCUUUGGCUGACGAUUGCCCUCAUCUGUGGCCUGGGAGCAAAAUCCCGGCCCCCUGGGCCAACACCACAGAUGCAAACAAACUGAUACAGUUCCUGGAGACCACAUUGGGGGAGAGGACCCAGUGCGGAUCUUUCCACGUUUCCCAGGCUAUUCUCACCCCCCGAGUCAAGACCAUCUUCAGAGGACUCGUCAAGGGACUCCGGAACCACUUAGUGGAGAGGAAUCUGCCCACAAUCAUGACAUGGGUGGAAGCCCAGAGGCCAGGAGCCAAUGGGGUCAACAUCAUCACCUCUGACUUCGUGGAGCUGGUGGACUUUGCCACCACCGUCAUCAAACUCAACAACCUCCUACUCCCCCGGCCUUGCCGUCACGUGACCUGA